Molecule: messenger RNA, 2582 nt
Organism: Penaeus vannamei (Pacific white shrimp)
Lineage: Eukaryota; Metazoa; Arthropoda; Malacostraca; Decapoda; Penaeidae
Source: RefSeq, a predicted model, not a curated record
CACAUCAUCCUUGAAUUCAACCACUUCUCCAACUACCACCACUGAGGACUCUACUUACUCAAGCUCUUCCAUAGGCUCACAAACUUCUUCAAAUUACACUAGCUCUUCUUCAGGCUACUCCUCCUCCAGCUCCUCUUUGGAGCCCACAACUUCUACUUUCUCAAGCUCCUCAAUGGAUUCAACCACGUCUUCCUUCCACUCCACUUCUCCAACUGAUUCUUCUGUGGAUUCGACUACAACUAGCUCCAACACCAGUGAGGAAGCAACCAUGUCUUCAAUCUACUCCAACUCAAGCUCUUCCAUAGACACCAGCUCCUCUAGAGGAUCAAGUACCUCUUCAACUACGGACACAACCACUUCUUCAACCUCAAGCUCUUCCAUAGGCUCACAAACCUCUUCAACUUACACUAGCUCUUCUUCAGGCUACUCCUCAUCCAGUCCCUCUUCUGAACCCACUUUUUCUACUUAUACAAGCUCCUCAUCGGAUUCAACCACGUCUUCCUUCCAAUCCACCACUUCUCCAACUGAUUCUUCUGUGGAUUCGACUACAACUAGCUCCAGCACCAGUGAGGAAGCAACCAUGUCUUCAAUCUACUCCAACUCCAGCUCUUCCAUAGACACCAGCUCCUCUAGAGGAUCAAGUACCUCUUCAACUACGGACACAACCACUUCUUCAACCUUUUCCACAUCAUCCUUGAAUUCAACCACUUCUCCAACUACCACCACUGAGGACUCUACUUACUCAAGCUCUUCCAUAGGCUCACAAACCUCUUCAACUUACACUAGCUCUUCUUCAGGCUACUCCUCAUCCAGUCCCUCUUCUGAACCCACUUUUUCUACUUAUACAAGCUCCUCAUCGGAUUCAACCACGUCCUACUCCGAAGCCACCACUUCAACUGAUUCCUCUGUGGAUUCAACUGCUUCAUCUAGCUCCAGCACUAGUGAGGAAACAACCAUGUCUUCAAUCAGCUCUUCCACAGACACCAGCUCCUCUAUAGGAUCAAGUACCUAUUCAACUACGGACACAACCACUUCUUCAAGCUUUUCCACAUCAUCCUUGAAUUCAACCACUUCUCUAACUACCACAACUGAGGACUCUUCUUACUCAAGCUCUUCCAUAGGCUCACAAACCUCUUCAAAUUACACCAGCUCUUUCUCAGGCUACUCCUCAUCCAGUCCCUCUUCUGAACCCACUUUUUCUACUUAUCCAAGUUCCUCAUCGGAUUCAACCACGUCCUCCUCCGAAGCCACCACUUCAACUUAUUCCUCUUUGGAUUCAACUGCUUCAUCUAGCUCCAGCACCAGUGAGGAAACAACCACCUCUUCAAUCUACUCCAGCUCUUCAGAAUCCUCCCAAAGCAGCUCUCCUUAUGCAGGCUCCUCUUUAUCUAUCUCUUCCACAACUGCAAACACUUCUUUCGGAUCAAGUGCUCUGUCGACUCUCCCUGUAUACCCUACGGACUCUUCCAGUUCUGUGAAUUCAGCUACUCCAACUAGCUCCAGCACCAGUAAGGAAACAACCACGUCUUCAAUCUACUCCAGCUCUUCAAAAUCCUCCCAAAGCAGCUCUACUUAUGCAGCCUCCUCUUUAUCUAGCUCUUCCACCGAGCCCGCCAUAUCCUCAACAAUUGCAAACACUUCUUUCGGAUCAAGUGCUCUGUCGACUCUCACUGUAUACCCUACGGACUCUUCCACUUCGUUCACCUUUAUAACAACACCCCUAGAUUCGACCACUUAUUCAGCUUAUUUCAGUUCAAGUACUCCCUUUUCAACCACUUCUGCGGUAUACCCCAGUUCUUCCACAGAUUCGUCCGGUGGCAUGGCAGAUGAUAACGUUUAUGUAGUCGUGGUUAUAAUAAUUGUUGGAUUAAUAUUGGCCGCGAUCUUAGCUACCUGCUGCUUUUUCUUCUUUUUCGUUUUCAAGCGGAAACACCCUGUUCAGGAUCUCGAAGAACAGAUACCCGGAGAGGUUUCUGAUACAUAUACCGAAGAGAGUGGCUCGCUGUAUGAAAUAUCUAUACCAAGAGCUAAUCUCGUCCCUUUCACCCGCCAACUGACUCCGUGGGGCGUCCAGAAUCCUGCGACCAUCUCAGACGACGAGACCGAAGACCUAGACUUACCUGAGGACCGUGGACGCAAUCCUUACGCCCUUGGCCAGACGAAUCUUAACGAGUUUAGUCUGGAAAGAUUCCUGAGGGAUAUUGAGGAUACCCAACCUCCUACUCUUUCAGAAUCCUUCAGUCUCCCCAGACUGUAGAGAUAGUUUUUGAUACCGCGCCGGUGUCCAACUCAGUUAUAUUUCUGUGUGUAUUCAUGUAAAUAAUACGACGGAGGGUAGAGCAAGAAAGCACACGAAUAUUACAAAGAUUUUUUUUUUCAUUUUUUCCCUACAAUUUGUUGAUUCAGAAUUUGUGUGUGUGUGUGUUUGUAUGUAUGUAUAGUUGAAUCAAAAUUAAAUUAACGAAUUUCCUAUCAGCAGAAAUGUAAUUCAUGAUAGAUGAUUUUCAUUCCUAUAGAUAUACUUGUGUUGAAAACUCACAAUCAUUGAAUGUACAUACUUUAGGCUUAUGGAAUCUGCCAGA